AUGGACGAUAUCACAACUGCAUCCCAUCCACGUUAUGGCGGCUCCAUUGAAGGAUCCAACUCCAACUCCGAAUCUGGCUCUGGUAGCCAACUCCAGCCCACGAUGGACAACGCGAUGAUAUCCCAAGCUCCUAAUGACGAUCCCCCGCCAUUCGACUUGCACGACGACGAUCCUGUUAAGGGAAACAACUUUGCCUUUACCCCGACUCAACUACACAAACUCCUGACUGCCAAGAGCGUUUUUGCUCUUCGCGCAUUUGGGGGGUUGUUAGGUUUAGCCGCUGGUUUGCGCACCGAUAUCUCGGCCGGACUCAGCGUCGACGAAACAUCGCUGGAGGGCGCUGUGACUUUCGAAGAAGCUGUUGCGUCUGGUAGCCUUGAACGGCCGCCCAUGCUUUCUGUUGCUUCUGCUCCUCCGUCGCCGUCGCUUCUCCACAACGGUCUGUUUGAGCAUCACGACAACCACUUCGUCGACCGGAAACGAGUUUUUGGGGAAAACCGCCUUCCUCGAAUAGCACAAAAGUCUUUCUUCAGGCUGUUAUGGAUAGCGUUCAACGACAAGCUCAUUAUCUUGUUGACCAUUUCUGCUUCCAUUUCACUUGCCAUUGGUAUAUACCAGUCCGUCGACCAGUCGGAAGGCGCAUCGCGUGUUGAGUGGGUGGAUGGUGUGACCAUUGUUGUUGCGAUUCUCGUUAUCAUUAUAGCCAGUGCUGCUACCGAUUGGCAGAAAAACUACAAGUUUAAGAAGGUUAGUGAGCGCAAGCAGCAAAGAGACUUGACAGUGGUUCGCUCCGGCAAACUGCAGCGCAUCUCUGUCCAAGAUGUUGUAGUUGGCGAUAUUUUACAUCUCGAAGCUGGCGAUGUCGUAGCGGUAGACGGUGUUCUUGUGCAGGCGUCAAGCCUCCAGAUGAACGAGUCGUCCAUCUCUGGCGAGGCUGACCUUGUUCACAAAUCUGUACCAACACCGAAUCAUUUAGCUACUUCUCGAGUCGAUCCUUUCAUCCUGAGCGGAACUACUGUUGCGCGCGGUGUUGGAUAUUAUCUGGUCACUGCCGUUGGUGUUAACUCGACCUAUGGCCGUAUUCUAAUGUCUUUAAGAGACGAUGUCAAAGAAACACCGCUCCAGGUGAAACUUGGUCGUCUUGGAAAGCAACUUAUCGUCAUUGGUGCUAUCGCUGGUUCCAUCUUCUUCCUCGUCCUCUUUAUCCGCUACAUGGCCACUCUCAAUACUGUUACCGGAGGGCCUUCACAGAAGGCUGAAGAUUUUUUACACAUUCUGAUCCUAGCCGUUACGGUUGUUGUCAUUACUGUUCCAGAGGGACUGGCUCUUAAUGUGACCGUCGCCUUGGCGUUUGCUACAAAACGCAUGCUUCGAGACAACAACCUAGUACGACUUAUUCGAUCGUGCGAAAUUAUGGGCAACGCGACAACUGUUUGCUCCGACAAGACAGGCACUCUUACCCAGAACAAGAUGACAGUAGUGGUUGGUCGUAUUGGACUCGAGUCUUACUUUGACGAUACUGAUCCUGUUAUCCCGGACACGGAUUCGUCAAUGUCGCGUGCCUCGACUAUCAAGUGCGAUAGUUCAAUAGAUAUGGCAAAGUCACUCUCUCCAGAAGCUCGACGAUUAAUCAAGGACAGCAUCGCACUAAACUCCACGGCCUUUGAGACUGACGACUCGGGGUCUGCUCCUUUCAUGGGCUCAAGCACUGAGACUGCUUUGUUGCAAUUUGCUCGUCAACAUCUGGGCAUGGGUAAUUUGGCGGAGGAGCGAGCCAAUUCUCCUAUCGUUGCUAUUCUCCCCUUUGACUCGUCUCGAAAGUGGAUGGCUGUUCUAGUCAGAAUCCAUGAUAGUCGAUAUCGACUUCUGGUCAAGGGAGCUGCAGAAGUUGUGUUUGAAUACUCAGCAUUCGUGAUUUCUGAUCCGUCGUUCCGAACGCCCAUUGUGCGCCUCUCAGAGACUGAUCGUAUAAGCUAUCGCAACACAGUUGAACAAUACGCCAAUAGAAUGCUACGACCUGUUGCUAUGGCGUACAGAGAUUUCAGCGAGCAGGACAUCUUCGACGGCCCGGAUGACGACCCUGACAAUAUUAACCUAGAAUGGUUGGCCUCUGGCUUGAGCUUUAUCGGCACCUUUGGUAUCCGUGACCCAUUGCGUCCCGAAGUCGUGGACUCAGUCCGCCAAUGUCAAGAAGCCGGAGUCUUUGUGCGUAUGGUCACGGGUGACAACUUCUUGACAGCCAAAGCUAUCGCAGUAGAGUGUGGUAUCUACACGGCUGGUGGUAUUGCAAUGGAUGGACCAACCUUCAGAGACUUGACACCUGAGCAGCUGGAUGCUGUUAUCCCACGACUCCAAGUCCUGGCCCGAUCGAGUCCAGAGGAUAAACUGCUUCUCGUCACCCACCUGAAGCGGAUGAACGAGACGGUGGCGGUGACAGGUGAUGGUACAAAUGAUGGUCUAGCACUCAAAGCGGCGGAUGUCGGUUUCGCUAUGGGUAUACAAGGCACCGAGGUGGCAAAAGAAGCUGCAUCCAUUAUUCUUCUCGACGAUAAUUUUGCCUCGAUCGUCAAGGCUUUAGCUUGGGGCCGAACUGUUAACGAUUCGGUUAAGAAAUUUUGUCAGUUCCAAUUCACCAUCAACAUCACUGCAGGUAUUAUUACUGUCGUUUCGGAGCUUGUUGGCGACGCCAUUUUUACUGUAGUUCAGCUGCUUUGGAUCAAUUUGAUCAUGGAUAUCUUUGCUUCGCUUGGCUAUGCUACUGAUCAUCCGUCGCCCGACUUCCUGAAGCGAAAGCCUGAACCUCGCAAUGCCCCGAUCAUCUCUAUCACGAUGUGGAAAAUGAUCCUUUGCCAAGCCAUCUAUCAGUUGAUAGUUGUCUUUGUUGUUCAUUACGCCGGCUGGGACCUAUUCAAUCCCGACACUGAAUUUGAGAUAGAGAAGCUUCAAACGUUGGUACUGAAUAUCUACGUGUGGAUGCAGUUCUUCAAUCAACACAACUGUCGGCGGGUCGAUAAUAAGCUGGAUAUUUGGUACCAAGGGAUUCUUCGCAACCCUUGGUUCAUCGGCGUGCAACUCGUUACUGUUGCCGGCCAAUUCGUCAUUGUUCUCAAGGGAGGCGAAGCAUUCGAUACAUCUCCACUUACAGGUGCUCAGUGGGGAUGGAGUUUGCUCUUCGGUAUCAUGUCCAUCCCACUAGGUGCCUUGAUCCGACAAAUCCCGGACAGCUUGGUUGAGCGUCUCUUCAGCUUUGUUUAUAGUUGUUGGCAAGCUGUAUGGCACCCUCUUCGCGUAUCCACUCUCAGGCUCUUCAGCUGCUGCAAGCGUAAGAAGGCGGACGACAAGGAACUGCAGCAGCAAGAGCAGGAGAUGGGCCCUGUCGAGAACAUACUUCACAUGAUGUACCUGACUGCGGACCCUCAAGAAGACGAGACUCCGAUGACACAAGAACAAAGAGAAGCAAUGGAGCGAUCAGACCAGGGAAGACUGAGGAAGGAGGGGGAGAAAGAAAAGCGCGAAAUCGACUUGUACGGGUUGGUGGAGGCAGCCAAACUGGGCAGAGAGCACAAGGGUGCAAUUCUGGAGCUUCAUCCAAAGACACUCAAAGACGACCCAAUCCUAAGGAUCGGAGGUGGUAAAAACAACACGCUCCCGCCAAGCCAAGAUGCAGAGUUUAUGAGAUUCGUCGUGUUGAACACAAACCGACAGCCCCGAGCCACGAGAAGGGCAAACACCAGACACCAGACACGUCCAGUUCAACAGCGACAAGAGCAGAAGAGCUCAUGGAGGCACCAUAUCACCUGGGAGGGACUGUUGAGAUCUAAGAGACGAUAA
This is a messenger RNA of Fusarium sp. VM40, 3831 nucleotides long. The record is from the annotation of a GenBank genome assembly. NCBI's taxonomy places the organism in Eukaryota, Fungi, Ascomycota, Sordariomycetes, Hypocreales, Nectriaceae.